AUGUUUUGCAGUGGGAAUGAGAAAGAUAAAGCAAUACCUAAAAGGGAUAGCAUUGAUGAGAAUCAGCAAACUAUGAUAAACAUUGUGGCAAAUGUUAUGUCAAUCAUAAGACCCAUCACUGACUAUAAUAACACAUUGAAUGAGAAGGAAGGACUCCGAUUAUGUGAACUAUUAAACGCUUCAAAUGUAUUGAGAGAUAAAUGUAUUAACAAAUUGAUUGAAGAGCAAAGACAUGCAGAGGCGCUCAAAGUUAUAGUCAAUAAUUGGGAACAAAUUACACAUAAUAUCAUCGAAAUGUCAAAACAGUUGACACUUUUCACGGAAGUCUGCAAUGAGGACCAAAUCGCGCUAAUAAAGUACGGGUGCAUUGAAAUGAGUUGUAUCCGACAUGUUAUGGCCUAUGAUACCCCGAACUCGCUUAUGACUAUUACCAUGGAAAACGGAAACUCGACAAUUAUAAAGUUGUCGGUCAUAAAGGAGGCCAAACCAGAUAUAUAUAAUUUAUUUGAAAAGUUUUUUGAUCAAUUUUAUCCACAAUGGAAUUGUGACCCUGUUAUAAUGGACUUGGUAUUUAACAAUUAA
Oppiella nova is the source of this 582-nucleotide messenger RNA. NCBI's taxonomy places the organism in Eukaryota, Metazoa, Arthropoda, Arachnida, Sarcoptiformes, Oppiidae. The record is from the annotation of a GenBank genome assembly.